Molecule: messenger RNA, 2848 nt
Organism: Haliotis rubra (blacklip abalone)
Lineage: Eukaryota; Metazoa; Mollusca; Gastropoda; Lepetellida; Haliotidae
Product: serine/threonine-protein kinase STK11-like
Biological process (GO): establishment of cell polarity; intracellular signal transduction; protein phosphorylation
Cellular component (GO): cytoplasm
Molecular function (GO): protein kinase activator activity; protein serine/threonine kinase activity; ATP binding
Source: RefSeq, a predicted model, not a curated record
CAUUAGAGUCAAUAUGGCCGCAUUUCCUUUUCAGCUCAUAGGAUUGUUACUCCCAAACAUGUAAUGAGAAUAACAACAAGUGCAAGCACAUUUCAUUGAACGAUGGCUCACCAUGAACUUGUCGACAGUAUUCCUGCGUUCGAAGAGGAUUAUCGGCAUUCUGCAGUGCACAAUAUGGAUCCUAUUGACUUUAUCAAUGACGAUGAACCACUGGAUUCGUUAUUUUUUCACCGGGUGGAUUCUGACCAGAUUAUAUAUGAACCUCGACGCAGACGAGCCAAGUUGAUAGACAAAUACCUCAUGGGAGACAUGCUUGGGGAAGGGUCGUACGGGAAAGUAAAAGAAGUGCUUGACACACACACACUAUGUAGGAGGGCUGUGAAAAUCUUUAAGAAGAAGAAAUUACGGAAAAUCCCGAACGGGGAGCAGAAUGUGCAGAGAGAAAUCAUGCUUUUACGACGACUUCAUCACAAAAACAUCAUUGGUCUGGUGGAUGUGUUACAGAAUGAAGAAAAACAGAAACUGUACCUGGUUAUGGAAUAUUGUGUGGGUGAGCUGCAGGAAAUGCUGGAGAAAGCCCCAAAGAAGAAGCUCCCUUUGUGGCAAGCACAUAGGUACUUCUACCAAUUGAUGGAGGGCCUAGAGUACCUGCACAGUCAGGGAAUCAUACACAAGGACAUCAAGCCCGGGAACCUGCUGCUCACCACCGAUGAAACUCUGAAGAUCACAGACCUGGGUGUGGCAGAGAAAAUAGAUGUAUUUUCCAAAGAUGAUACUUGCAAGACAAGUCAAGGUUCGCCAGCAUUCCAACCCCCAGAGAUAGCUAAUGGUGAUGAUUCCUUCGCUGGCUUCAAGGUGGACGUGUGGUCGUCAGGGGUAACAUUGUACAACAUAACAACAGGAUUAUAUCCAUUUGAAGGUGACAAUAUCUAUAAACUGUUUGAGAAUAUUGGUAAAGGCCAGUACACAGUUCCUGACACCGUAGAUGAUAGUUUAAAGGAUCUUCUUAAUGGAAUGCUGGCGUACAAAGCCAGUGAUCGCUUCAGUAUAGCACAGAUAAGACAACACCAGUGGUUCAAGCGGAAACAUGCCAAGGUUGAGGAUCGUGUGUUUUUAUCUGCAUCUUCGGAUGGCGACUUAAUGAGGAGUAUGACUGUGGUGCCAUAUUUAGAGGAUCUCCACUUUGGUACACCAAGUGAGGAAGAAGAAGAUGAAGAACUGGAGAGUGCGGUGGCAGGCAAUCAUCAAGGUCAAGGGGCACUGAAUGACAAGCAGGAGGUGACAACAAGACAGACAGAGAACUCCAAGUCCAACUGUAAGCCAAAGAAAAGAAAGGGGAAGAGCUCUAGUAAAUUUGCAUUUGGAUCCUGCAAACAGUCGUGACAUCAGCUGUCUAACCUGGUUGUUCAUGUUAACUGCUUCUGUGACUUUGUUUAGCAUCGCUCAGCUCCAACUGCUGAUCAAGACAUCAAUGCUAGCAGUGUAAACUGAAUCUACAUUCAGUCCGAAGAUCCGCCUUUGACAUCAGUGCCAGCAGGAUAAAUCAAGCACAGUUCCAAACACUCAAACAUCAAUACUAGCUGGACAGACUGAAUUGAUGUUCAGUCCUAACACCUAUCUGUUAGCAGCAGUUGUAGCAGUGUACACUGAAUUGUCAUUCAGUCCUAAGACCUAGCUUUGGCUCACAUGCUAUCAGAAUAGAAUUACAACAGUCCUAAUAUUACUUUUAACAUCAUUGCUAGAAGGAUAGCCAGUGUCUAGCUUUAGAUUCAAUGCCUGGUGAUAAAAACCUGAUGAGACAUUGGCACCAGCAAGAUAGACCGAAUUUGCUGAAACAGCUGGAGGGCUUUACAUUAUGUCAUUGCUAGCAUUAUUGUAGGAAGAAAUACCUAGGGCACUGCAAAUUAAAAUCUUAAAUAUAUACUUGUAUCAAAUCAAAAGAUUUGACCACUAGUACGUUUUAGUCAGCAUAUGUCAAAGUUGGCAUUUUUGUUCAAGAGAUGUUGCCUCGUGGACCCAGUAUGUGUGUGUGCAAGAGAGAGAGAGAUAAGUGGAGAGAAAGAAAGUGAACAUAUCAGUAUGAUUUUAUGAUAUGUGAUAGAUAAAACUGAGGCUGAAUCUGUCUCUGAACCCACCAUGUUAUUGUGGAGAUGAUUGUACUGUGAUGAUCAGUGCUUGUAGGUCAGUGACUGGACUGAAUGUGAUAACAUGCCUCCUGGUAUAUACAAGAGCAUGCUGAGGGUAAGGUUGGUCAGUACCUCUCCAUGAUACUGUCAGCUAUUUGUGACUACUGGUGAUGCCACCAUGGGCAGAGUGUGUCGGACUGAUCAUGUGGAAUGUAAGGUUCCCUCUGAUGAUGGAGAUAUACUAAAUUCACCAAAUUGUUAUGUGAUGUCUCUCUUCAUAUUAUGAAAGUAACCGUCAACCAGACCAAAGGAGGUAACUGAUGUUAACUGAUAUUUGUUGCUCUGUUAGAUAUCCAAUCGUCAUGUUUAGGACGGAAAGGAUUGGAGCAGAAUAUUUUGGUCAUUGAGUUGUCAAAGAGAGAGGUCAAAGGCAGGAUGCCAGCAGAGCAGUAUGUCAGAACGACAUGUUCAGACGAGUGUCAUCGUUCGGGGUACAGCCACUGGACCUGUGAUGAAGAGCUAAUGGCAAGCUUGACUGAAGCUCAGAAUCAGAAUCAGAAUCAAAACAAAAGUCUGAAACACUUUGACGAAGGGAACACUGAAGUUUGUUGUCAAUAUGUUCUCCUAUGUUAAUGUUAAGGACAUAAGAUUGGGAAAUUUUAUUUAUGGACCAGUCUGUUUUAUGAAUGAAAUUAUAUCAUAAAUAUAUUUAAAACAAGUUA